Molecule: messenger RNA, 682 nt
Organism: Urocitellus parryii (Arctic ground squirrel)
Lineage: Eukaryota; Metazoa; Chordata; Mammalia; Rodentia; Sciuridae
Gene: Ndufaf8
Product: NADH:ubiquinone oxidoreductase complex assembly factor 8
Biological process (GO): mitochondrial respiratory chain complex I assembly
Cellular component (GO): mitochondrion
Source: RefSeq, a predicted model, not a curated record
CCGAUUUACAGCUGGACGCCGGAAGAGGGCGGGCCUAAGAUGGCGGCGCCCUCAGGUGCCCGGAAGAGCCGCUCAUGUCGGCGAACGGAGCGGUGUGGGGGCGCGUGCGGAGCCGCCUCCGCGCCUUCCCCGAGCGCUUGGCGGCCUGCGGGGCCGAGGCCGCAGCGUACGGCAGGUGCGUGCAGGCCUCCACGGCCCCCGGCGGCCGCCUGAGCAAGGACGUCUGCGCGCGGGAGUUCGAGGCCCUGCGGAGCUGCUUCGCGGCCGCGGCCAAGAGAACCUUGAAGGGAAGUUCCUAGGAAGGACCCUACACUCUGACCUCCGUCCACCACCACUGGAUGGCACACAGCGAACACUCUUGGGCUAGAAGGGGUGGGAGCAACGAAGUUCUUGGGUGUUGGAGCAUGUUUCUUCUCAACAGGUUGAACCUUGGGUGGGCAGGAACUUAUUAUAUGUAAGGAUCUGGGUUAGGUUAAGAUGUAAUCAAGCCAGCAACAAAGACUAUUGAAUCCUGCAGCUUCAGCUUUAUUGUACAGAGUGAGUGGCCUGUGGGCCUGGCCUCCCCCAAGAAGCUGGCAGGUCUGGGCCAUGGAACACUGCCACCAGGUCCCCACUUAAGAACCUUCUCCCCAGAUGCAUUUAACCUGAGUAGUGAAGGAAGCCCCUGAACCUGAUAGCCAGU